Heterotrigona itama is the source of this 7197-nucleotide messenger RNA. Lineage: Eukaryota; Metazoa; Arthropoda; Insecta; Hymenoptera; Apidae. The record is from the annotation of a GenBank genome assembly.
GUGAUUUCAAUAAUGACGCGCCAUCUAGAAGUCUAAGUGGUGAUUCUGUCGUUACGUUUACAGCGUUGAACAAUUGUAAAUAUGUCAUUAAUGAAGGUUAUAUGUCGUACGUAGCCUUAAAUAUGAAAAUCUGACUUUGAAACCGAUUUCAUCUCAUUUCGUAGUUGAACAAUGUCGUUGGCCGCUUGCCGAUUUUGAUUACUUCCUUGUACCAUGAUGGGAAUAUUGUACGAGAAGAGGCCACUGAAACGGCCUAAAUUAGGGCCGCCUGACGUGUAUCCGCAGGAACCUAAACAAAAGGAAGAUGAACUUACUUCGACGAAUGUUAAACUCGGCUUUGCGACAAUGCCACAGAUGUCGGAGGAAUUCGGGACCGCCAGACAUUGUAAUGUCACCGCUGCCAAAGUGGGGGCAUAUUUUAACGCAAUUCUAGCUAAAAAGGAAGAACUGUCUACAAUGCCAGACACAGCAAGGAAACGGCAACAGAUUAAUCCAAAAGAUAAUUUCUGGCCAGUGACUGCCAGAACAAAAAAUGGCAUCGAAGCAUGGUUUAAAGACUUGUCCGGGUGUAAACCACUGAUAGCUCUAGCUAAGAAGGCACCGAACUUUAAUAAGAAAGAGGAGAUAUUCAUGAUGCUUUGCGAGUAUCAAGUACCGAUGCUCAGAGCAGCUUGGUUCAUUAAGCUUAGCUCUGCUUACACGGUGGCUGUUUCUGAAGCUAAGAUAAAAAAAAGGCAGUUACCUGAUCCGACUACGGAAUGGACGGGAACGCUUAUAAAAUUUUUGAAGGAUCAACUUACCAAACUGCAGGAAUAUUAUUAUAUAAAUAAUCAUACUAUAAAUAAUACUAGUAGUAAUAGUAUUUCAAACAAUUCUUGCAAUGGGAACAAUGCUGGGAAUAAUAGUAAUAACAACAAUAGUAGCAAUAAUGUUAAUAAUGCUAACAACAAUAGCAGCAACAAUAACAAUAAUAAUAAUAAUAAUAAUGGAGUUGCUAAUAAUCAGCCAGUUACACCGAAUUCAAGUAGUCAAGUAACAACUGGAAACAUGAAUGAGGAGCAUAAAUUAGCAUUAAGACAAUGGCAUUAUUGUAUACAAUUGGCGAAAUAUAUGUUCGAAGAAGGAUUAUUAGAUAGACAAGAGUUAUUACAAUGGAUUUUAGAAUUAUUAGACAAAAUUAAAUCUUCCCCUUCAGAAAAUGGUAUUCUGAAGCUUCUGUUGCCAUUAGCAUUACAAUAUUUAGAGGAAUUUGUGCAAUCUGAAUUAUUAGCCAGACGUUUGGCAUAUUUGUGUUGUCGCAAAUUGGCACAUAUGUGUAGUAAUAUAGAAACCAAUGGCAAUCCACAAAGUCCGUCCAUAAAUAAAAGUGAUGUUAAUGGUGGAAAAGACACUGUCAACGCUAACCAAAUUCAAAAUCCGUUAACUGCUGCUUUUAAUGAUUACUUAUCUUGUCCACAUCACAGAGAUGUGAUUUAUAGUUUAUCAACAAUAAUACAGGUUAUUACCUUAGAAUGUCCAACUGCAUUAGUGUGGAAUAGCGUUGGUGAAGGAAAAGCUCCGUCUGUGUUAAAUGGUUCUCCUUUAGAUUAUUUGCCAUGUCCUCCUACAGCUUUACCUUGUCCACCUGUGAGCACAACUAAUCCUACAAUAAAACAACUGAAAAUCGCUCAAAAAAAUAUUCGAGCAAGGUCUCAAGCUGCUGAAGGAAAAUGGUCAUGCGACAAGUGGCAGCAAAGCAGUGCUGGAAUAACAACUACUAAAGUAUUGGCUGCUUUAGAUGCUCUAGAUCGGCACAGUUUUGAUAGAAUGGAUUCUACCAAUUCGUUAGAUACUUUGUAUGCUAAAAUAUUUACAUCACCUCCAAAAGAUAAUACUAACGAACGAGAUACGAAAACGGAGUACAAUCCGCAACAAGAUUCUGCUGUGGUUGAAAUUUUAUGCGAAUGGGCAGUAAGCGCUGAAAGAUGGGGAGAACAUAGAGCAAUGGCAGUUGCAAAAUUGCUGGAGAAACGCCAGAGUGAAGUUACUGGAGAAACAAAUGAGAAUGAUGAUAAAGAUAGUAUUUGUAGUAAUGGAAAUCCACCCGUGCUUCCAAUUUUUCAAUCAUUACUUAUGAAAUUUUUGGACAUGGACGCCCCGGUACUAGAUAAUACAACAACUCAGUCAAAAGUUCAGUUUACGAAUUUGGUUCACUUAUUUUCAGAAUUAAUUAGACAUGAUGUAUUUUCACACGAUGCAUACAUGUGUACACUCAUCUCAAGAGGAGAUCUCAUACAAGGUCCUGCAGCUAGCAAGCCUGGAACUCCGAGCAAUCGAGAACCGAUUGACGAAGACAGUCUGUUUACUGGAAUAGAUUUAAAACCAACAAAAUUAGAAGUAUCAGAUCACGGAAGAACAAUGGAUUACGAUGACAGUAAAAUUGAUGAUGAUUUGGACAAGUUAUUACAACAUAUCAAAGAGGAUCAGCAAAAUAGCAUGGAUGCACCUGACAGUCCUAAAGAAGAUGCACUAGCUGGCCAUGGGACUCAAGAAGGAUUAGAUUCCAAAAUGCCAUCAAGUCAUAGUAGACAUUUAUUAUAUACAAGACAUUUCCCAUUACCACAAGACGAAACAUGCAGUCAACAUGAUUGUAAUCAACGACAUGUAUUACUUUAUGGAGUAGGUCGCGUUAGAGACGAUGCUAGACAUAUUGUUAAAAAAAUGACGAAAGAAGUAUGUAAAUUAUUUGGAAAGAAAUUUAGCAUUGACGUUGCAGAAGGUGGCAAAGUGAAGAAACAUUCACGAAACGAAUUUAACUUUGAGGCGAUAACGUUGAAGUUUCAGAAUCUCAGUUAUUUUGAUCAACAUGUAGUAACGUGGCAAUGUGCGACACAAGUUAUAGAAAUGUUAAAUACAUUUGCAUUGGCCGGUUCGUCUUAUUUGCCCGUCCAAGAACAUGUAGCAUUUCUGUUUGAUUUAAUGGAAUUAGCGCUAAACAUAUACGGUUUGAUAGAUGUUUGUAUCCAAAUAUUAAAAGAGUUAUCAGAAGUUGAAACACAAUUGGGACUUAGAAAUAGUCAACUCGUUAGAAGCUACACUACGAGUUUAAUGUCUCCGGAACAAACAACGGCGGUAUUCGAUUUACUUUGUAAAGUUGUAAAGCAUGUAUCCAAUCCUAGCGACUGUAGUUCCGCCGAACGAUGCGUAUUGGCGCAUCUUUAUGAUUUAUAUUCGUCUUGUUCGUUGUUGAAAACAAAACCACAUGGAGUGGAAGCAUUUAGCAAUGCUUAUCCUAAAAUUCGAACGGCUCUUUAUAGUACGUUGCAACCAACAACAUCGAGCCAUGUGUACAAUUCACAAUUUAUGGUGGACGUUUUUACUAGUCCAAGACGCGGUGGGAAAAUCGAACCGCAGUGGGCCAGACAGUUAAACGAGACACCAGCGAAUCGUUACAGUUUUGUUUGCAACGCAAUAGUUGCAGUUUGUAGCGAAACGGAUAACGAUAAAUUAAAUGAUAUUGCGAUAACAUGCGCGGAAUUAACAGCUUGUUGUAAUGCACUUAACGCCGAAUGGCUCGGAGUUCUUAUGGCACUUUGCUGUUCUUCUAAUAGCUCUGCGUUUUACAUUGAUGUGCUAAAUCAAGUUGAUGUACAAGACUUAAGUAUACAUAAUUCUCUGGCUGUAUUCACGUCAAUUUUAAUUGCAAGACACUGCUUCUCAUUGGAGGAUUUUGUUGUGCAUAUAGCAUUACCAUCUUUAGUUAAAGCUUGUAAUGAGGGUCGCGGAGACGCAGAUAUGGAAGCAGAAGCUGGAGCACGUUUAACUUGUCAUUUGCUUCUACGACUUUUUAAAACGGUCGAAUGUCCUCAACCAGCGCUUUACUCCGUGAGCACAAGUCCUCAUCCUUUACCAAAUGGAAAUUCCAGAGGUUACAGUAUAAAGUUAAGUUGUGAUAGACAUUUGCUGGCAGCUGCUCAUAAUAACAUCAGAGUCGGUCCGGUUUUAGCUGUAUUGAAAGCUAUCCUAGUCGUCGCUGAUGCAACUGCUGGUAAACAACCGCCAAAGAAACCAGAUGUGCCAAUCAAUCAUUCGAAUAAAGUAGGAGGACCAGCUAGUGUUGGUGUCGGUGUCGGUGUAACUGCAGGCGGCCCAAGCGAAUUGUCUAUCAGCCAUAUCUUAGGUACCAGUGAUAUUCUAGGAGGUGGUGACGACUUGGGACUCGAUUUAGCGAUAUCCUCAUCUAGCAGCAGUGCUGGAAUGACUACUGAAAAUGUUAAAGGAUUAUCAGACUUCGCGCAACACGUUUUAAGACAAAUUUGUAGCCAAGAAUGGGUUUUAGAAAGAUGCUUACAAAACCCUGAGGAACUUUGUCAUCCUGAUAUGUUACUCGAUAAUAUGCUGACACCACGUCAAGCUCAACGAUUACUUCACAUGAUCUGCUAUCCGGAGAUUUCUACAGAUGCAUUCAUUGACCAGAAGACUCAUAUAACAAACAUUUUGGAAAAUCUGGAGCAAUGGAGUUUAAGAAUGUCGUGGCUUGAUCUGCAACUAAUGUAUAAGCAAUUUCCUCCGGGAUCGAGCGAUCUUUCACAAUGGUUGGACACCGUUGCCAAAGCUGCAAUCGAUGUGUUUCAGUUGAAUACUAUGUCUAGUAAACCAGAUAAACGGUCUGGAUCGAUAUGGUUAGUUGCACCACUCGUCUCAAAAUUACCAAGCGCAGUGCAAGGUCGAGUUUUAAAAGUAGCGGGCCAGGUAUUAGAAUCCGGUAAUUGGUCAAAAACAGCAACAGGUCGCGAGAGAAGUAGAUCGAAAUCACCAUCUCUGUUUAAUCAUCAGCCGUUCCUAUCGUUAGUACUAACUUGCCUCAAAGGUCAAGAUGAUCAAAGAGAAGGCCUUCUGAUGUCUCUACAUUCACAACUAUCACAGUUCUUGAACAUUAGCAAAGAGGAGAAAAAUUUUGUUACCGAAGACCCUAAGACGAGAGAAGUGUUGCAAGAUGCAUUGCAAUUGAGAUUUAGUCUCGUAGGUGGUGUCUUUGAUACUAUACAAAGAAAUACGACUGCUACCACAGACUGGGCUAUCUUGUUAGUUCAGCUGGUUAGCUAUGGUGUUAUAGAUUUAAAUAAUAAUUCUGGAUUGUUUACAACUGUCAUAGAUAUGUUAGCAACCCUAAUACAUUCUACUUUAGUUUCUGAUUCGCAAUCUGAAAAAGAUGAGAAUAAGAAACAUUAUCAAAAUUUAAUGAAAAAAUUGAAAAAAGAACUUGGUGAUAGAAAUUCUCCUAGUAUUCGAUAUGUCAGACAAUUGUUACCACUACCAAAAUUGACGAUGGAAGUAAUUACAUGUGAGCCAGUUGGAUGUUUGACGGAUACAAAAGGAAAUAAAAUAGCUGGUUUUGAUAGUAUUGAUAAAAAACAGGGUUUGCAAGUAUGUGAUUCUCAAAGGGUAUCUGCGUGGGAAGUAUUAGAAGGUCAUAAAAAUCCGGCACCAAUUUCCUGGGCUUGGUUCAGAGCAGUUAAAUUGGAACGUAAACCUCUGACAUAUCAAAAUGCUCAUAAGCUUUUACGAUACCAUACACAUAGUCAAAUUAGACCUCCUAGCCAUUAUUUGGAUCCACCACCGUUACCUCCAGAAGAUUUAGAACCAGACAAAAAAGAAUCAGAACCUGGCAAAGCUGAUACACCAAUGAGUAUCGAUUCUCCUGGAAGAGUAACAGGUAGUGUCGGUAGUAGUGGAAUCAGUAAUACUAUUACUAAUGGCAAAGGGAAAGCUAUGAAAACUCGAAGACAUAGAAGGAACAAGGGAGCUACUACACCUACUACACCUGUUUCACAACAAAUUCAGCAACCACCAAGUCAACUGCAACAAAUGCCAUUUGGAAAUCAGCAAGUACCCGUCAGUCAACAACCUGGAAUGUUUACUAAUCAACCACCGCAGCAUCAACAACCUUGGUACACUAAUCAGCAAACUCACGCACCAGCUCAACAGUAUGCAUAUGGACAGCAAUUACCACCAACUCCAGUUGGGCCAAGAUACGACAGACCAGGCAUGAACAACCAGUCAAAACAGGCUCUUUCUCAUAUGUUACGUUUACGACUACCGUCCAAUCAAUUAAUAAGUUCCCAGCAGCAACCAAGUGCCGCGCCUGUUGCUGGCCCUGGAGCAUUCCAAGGAAUGCAGAGACAACAAUUCAUUAGACAUCAAUUGAGAGCUCAACAUGGAGCUCCAAAUAUCAAUCCACAGCAAGGAAUGUUUGCUUCACAACAACAGCAACAACAACCACAACAACAAGGAAUUUACACUGGAAUGCAACAAGGUGGAAUGAAUCAAAAUUAUGCGGGAUAUGGAGGCCAACAAAUGAUACCGCAGCAACAACAGCAAGCCCAGCAACAACAACAGGCACCUCAACAAGCCCAACAGCAACAACAGUUGCUACAGCAGCAACAGCAGCAACAAGGUUUAAUGAAUCAACAACAAAACAUGAUGUUUACUAAUCAGCAACAAAUGAUGGGACCUCAAAGGGCGCAAGAGUAUAUACCACAACAACGUAUGCAACCUGGAGCUACAAGGCCACCAUAUCUUCAGGCUCCAAAUGUCACAAUGAAUACAAUGGGUCCAAUGGGAGGGGGAGUUCAAAGUCAACCAGCGCCACCGUAUCGGCAAACUAGUGGGAAACCUGGUACGGUUGGUGUAACGGGGGUAGGCACCACUAACGUUGGGUUACAACAGAAUCAACAAUUCCAACAGCAACAGACGAUAAACCAACAACGUAUGAGACAACAAAUGCUGGCAAUGCAACAGCAACAACAACAGGCACAGCAGCAGCAACAAGCGCAGCAACAACAGCAGCAACAACAACAAGGUAAUACUGGUGGGCAACAGCCAACUCCGCAAUUGGUGACGCAUUUACAACGACACUUGAGUCAACCUCCGCAACACUAUCAACAUCAGCCGCCGCCUUAUUAGUUUAAUCUGUAUAUAAUUAAUUAAUAUGUAUAAUUUACAUAUAAAGUGUGUAAAUUUGAAUCACAAGAGUUACAUAAUUUAAUUUGCAGUAUGAAUGUGUAAAGCGUGCCAUGGCAGAGGCAAUAAAAUGAAAAGAAUUUUAGAAAAGUAUUAAAAGCUAUUUCAUUUAUUUUUUUACUUUUUAACGGUUUACACUGUGCAUUAUGCAAAAAGUGGACCACAAUAAUCUUCUAAAAAUAUUUUAUAAUUUCU